Physella acuta is the source of this 1005-nucleotide messenger RNA. RefSeq names its product zinc finger CCHC domain-containing protein 10. The record is from RefSeq and is a predicted model, not a curated record. Gene Ontology annotation, molecular function: nucleic acid binding; zinc ion binding. Lineage: Eukaryota; Metazoa; Mollusca; Gastropoda; Physidae.
UGAAAAUCCUAUUAUUAAUUUACUAAAAUAAACAGCUGGCUAAUGUAAACGUUAUAAAAUAAACUAAUUAAAUUAUCAUGGCUAGUUUUCCGAUGCGAUUGCCGUUUGAAAAUAAACAGAAUAAAAACCUGGUGAAGCAAGAAGAUUACAAAUGCCAGAAGUGUCUACAGAAAGGUCACUUCACCUAUCAGUGUACAGGCAAAAGGAAAUAUGUUGAGAGGGAUUCAAGGACCCGCCUCAUGCAAAAAAAGAUAAAAAUGGAUGAGGAGAAGGCUAAACUUGAAACAUUAAGCAAAACUCAGGCUUUGUCUCAAAAGGGGCAUCAGCAUGUAAAAAAGAGAAAGAAAAGUUCUGAUGGAGAUUCUGGGUCAACAGAAGAUUCCAGUUCAGAUUCCGAGCAGUCAGACUCAUCCUCGUCAUCAUCAUCAUCGUCUUCUUCUUCCUCGUCGUCUUCAUCAUCCUCGUCAGAUUCAUCCUCCUCCAGUGACUCAUCAUCAGAUUCCUCAGACAGUGAGACAGAAAAAAAACAAAAGAAAAAAUAGGUGAAGCUUUAAAACUUUUGUUCAUGAUACAGUGACUGUUGAUACAGUCAUAGAGUUUUGUAAGAAUGUCUGGUUGCUGGAGUUUGAAUUCUUACAGUAAAACUUUUAUCUCUGACUUAUCCAUCUUUUGGAUGAAGAUACUUUUAAUUUUUUAGAAGAUCAUUAACAAAUGGAUUGCUGUGUUGAUUAUUAAGUUUUUUUUAAUUGGAUAUCUCAUCUUUUAAACUAAAGCUCAUCGUUGUUCUACCUAGAAACUUUUACUUGGAGGUGGUUCUUUAUAUUUUUAUUUUAAAAUUAUUUCUUCUGAAUAUGAAUAUCUUUUAUCUAUAUUUUUAGUUAAUUAUGAAAAGCCUCAAAGGUUAAGGAACCAAUAUCAUAUGAUUUUUAAAUCAGUUGAUGGCCUACAUUUUUUAAAAUUUUGUUUUAUAAAUAUUAACAGUUAGUAUACUGAGAUAUAUCUUUG